Molecule: messenger RNA, 611 nt
Organism: Salvia hispanica
Lineage: Eukaryota; Viridiplantae; Streptophyta; Magnoliopsida; Lamiales; Lamiaceae
Source: RefSeq, a predicted model, not a curated record
AUCCGUUCCUGCUAAAAGUGUAGUAGAUGAGAUGAGGAUGAUGGGUGGCGUUUGGUUUGCUAAUUUUGUGGUGUUUUAUCUGGUAGCGGUGGUCGGAUCGUCUCCGGCGAGGAAGAAAGUGUAUAUCGAGGGGUAUGUUAGCUGCGUUUACUGUGUGAUGGAAGGUGGGCCCGGCUCAGUCAUCAAAACCGAUCUUCUUCCCGGUGCGGUGGUGAAACUGCAAUGCAAUAACAGAAAGAAGGGCAGUUGGGAGGAGCAGACGGAGACGGGCGGCGAUGGCGAAUUCAGUUUCAAGCCGGUGAAGGUGACGAGUUGGGGGGCCCACAAGUGCAAGAUCUUCUUAGUCUCCUCUCCAAGAGCUGUCUGUCCCGUUAUCAUCUACGGCGAGGGCGUUCUCUUCAAACCCGCCGCCAUCAACGGCAACGCCACCUCCCCUUUUCAGCUCUACACUGUUCGACCCCUCGCUUUCUAUCCCCCUCCUUACACCUGCGUUUGAACCAAUUCUUCCAUUAAUUACUAUCUUGUUUAUUAAAUACGUACCUUAUUGUUGGGGAAUUAUGGCCCAUACUGUUUUUAUGGGCUUUUAAAUUUAUUUAUAACGUUAUUAUAUA